Messenger RNA from Tetrapisispora phaffii CBS 4417, 312 nucleotides. RefSeq lists its product as uncharacterized. The transcript has a single exon. The coding region runs from base 1 to 312 and encodes 103 amino acids. The record is from RefSeq and is a predicted model, not a curated record. Lineage: Eukaryota; Fungi; Ascomycota; Saccharomycetes; Saccharomycetales; Saccharomycetaceae.
AUGUUUAGUAAGAUGAAAGCUUUGUUCCACAAGCCCCGAGAGAUAAAUAACCAACAAGGUAAACCGACUUCAUAUGUAAUUGAUGAGGAUCCUCUGCCCAAAAGAUCCAAAAAAGAGAUUCUGAAAAGAGCAGUUUCAUUAAAAUCAAUUCACCAUGACAAAUCUAAAAAAUCCAAAAACAAUAAACCUAUAACGAGAUAUGAUAUAUUCAAUUCACAUUACGGAGAGCAGUUCCAUUCAAAAGUAUCUGUAAUAAUAAAUAGAGAAGAGACGGCUAAUUUUUUCUACUACACUGACGCAAGCAGUAAAUAA